GCAAACUUCCACCGAAAAUUGGUUUGAACGAGAUCUAGUAAGUAGUUUUUUUAAUACGUCAUAAAUGGUACGGAACCCGUCAUGGGCGAGUCCGACUCGCACUUGGACGCUUUUUUUACCUGAUAUAACUGAAGAGGAAAAUCAAUAAUUUUCCGUGUAAGAGUGUAUAAGCAGGUAGGUACCCAUUAUCCAUUUAUUUGUGACCCAACUGGUUCUUUAGCGCAAUAGUUUGUGCAGUGAAACCAGUGGUAAUAGUUUUUGGGAUCGAUAGAUCUGAUAUUACAAGUCGUAACUUACGAGUAUUUUUAUAGAUAAGAUUACAAUUAUUACAAAUGACAAAAUUUGGCUAUUCUUCAUUUAGGCGCAGAUAGCUCGCGUCGCGCAAAUGUGCGAGCUACAAGCCCGCUCGGGGGCCAGCGAGCGACGCAGCGAGCGACGUAGCGAGCGCAGCGAGCGCCGCAAAGGACGGCCCAGCGAGCGCGAGCGACGCACCGAUAAGCGGAACGAGCGAGGCGAACGCCGCGGACAAGAGAGCGGGCGGACGUCGAGCGAGUCCACCGAGUUCUCGUCGUCUAGUAGCAGCGUCGAUGCGCUGAAACGACGGACUUCGGAGUGCAGAACAUACAAGAUCAUAAUGUCGAAGCUGGACGAACUGAACCGCCUGUUCGUGGCCCGCCGCUCGCCGGGCGCCGCCGGCGCGCUGGCGCCCGGCGCCCUGGGCACCGCCUCGCUGGCGACCGGCGCCCUGGGCACCGCCUCGCUGGCGCCCGGCGCCCGGGGCACCGCCCGCGGGGACUCCUCGGUCACAGUGUCGGACAAGGUUGUGGGCACUGACUCUCCGCAACACGGGGCGCGGCAGAAGACGGAGACCGACCACAACCGCACCAUCAUAGUCGCCGCGGCCGCCGUCGAUAUCCCACCUACGCCGCGGAUCAACGUCGUCACCGAGAGCGUGGUGCGCGACGAGCGAGACAGCAAACCGGCGAGCGAGAAGGGGAUGCCCGGGCGGUUCCACCUCGACGAUCCCGUGCGGGUGAGUGCUCCGAGCAUCCCGGACACAGGUGCGAAAGAGACGUCGGCGAGCGAGCGGGACAGCGAACCGGCGAGCGAGAAGGGCAUGCCUGGGCGGUUCCACCUCGACGAUCCCGUGCGGUUGUACCAGCAAGCGAAACGCCUCGAAGCCCGCGUAACGCGCCGCUCGAGUUCGGACUCCCCGGACUCGGGCAGAGACUCAAGCUCUAAAGGCUCGAGUCAAGGCUCGGGCAAAGGCUCCAGAUCGCCGUCGCUGUGCGCGCUGUGCCGUUGCUAUUGGUUGGUCGCGCGUCGCUAUGUCGCGCAGCUCAAUCCGGUGCGCGAGUGAACUUAAUUUUAUUGUAAUGUCCUGUGUUGUACCUUUGUAAAGUAAAUUAAAUUGAUUUCACACUA
This is a messenger RNA of Cydia pomonella (codling moth), 1425 nucleotides long. RefSeq lists its product as uncharacterized. The record is from RefSeq and is a predicted model, not a curated record. NCBI's taxonomy places the organism in Eukaryota, Metazoa, Arthropoda, Insecta, Lepidoptera, Tortricidae. The coding region runs from base 386 to 1360 and encodes 324 amino acids. The transcript is spliced from 5 exons.